GCGCGUAGCGGAGCCGGUGCCGUGCCGUGAGGUGUCCGCUCGCCAGCCCGCCCGCUCGCUUGCCGCCGCCAUGGCUCUCCUCCACACUCGCCGGCUCCUCGCCGCCCCCCGUUUCUUCACCGCCGCCGCUAACCGCGCCAGCUCCUGGUGGUCCCACGUGGAGAUGGGGCCCCCUGACCCCAUCCUGGGGGUGACAGAAGCUUACAAGCGUGACAGCAACCCCAAGAAGAUGAACCUGGGCGUGGGAGCCUACCGGGACGACAGCGGCAAGCCCUACGUGCUGAGCUGCGUCCGCAAGGCCGAGGCCAUGAUAGCAUCCAAGAAGAUGGACAAGGAGUACCUGCCCAUUGGGGGGCUGGCAGACUUCACCAGGGCCUCUGCAGAGCUGGCCCUGGGGGAGAACAGCGAAGCCUUCAAGAGCGGCCGGUAUGUCACUGUGCAGGGCAUAUCUGGGACUGGAUCCCUGCGAAUCGGAGCCAACUUCCUGCACCGCUUCUCCCGCGCCGGCCGCGACGUGUACCUGCCCAAGCCCUCCUGGGGCAACCACACGCCCAUCUUCCGCGACGCCGGCCUGCAGCUGCAGUCCUACCGCUACUACGACCCCGCCACCUGCAGCCUCGACUUCUCCGGCGCCAUGGACGACAUCGCCAGGAUUCCGGAGAAGAGCAUCAUCCUGCUGCACGCCUGCGCCCACAACCCCACCGGCGUGGACCCCCGCCAGGAGCAGUGGAAGGAGCUGGCAGCCACGGUGAAGAAGCGGAAGCUGCUGGUGUACUUCGACAUGGCCUACCAGGGCUUCGCCAGCGGCGACAUCAACCGCGACGCCUGGGCCGUGCGCUACUUCAUCGAGCAGGGCAUCAACGUCCUCCUGUCCCAGUCCUAUGCCAAGAACAUGGGGCUGUAUGGGGAGCGGGCCGGAGCCUUCACAGUGAUCUGCAGCGACGCCGAGGAGGCCAAGAGGGUGGAGUCGCAGCUGAAGAUCCUGAUCCGCCCCAUGUACUCCAACCCCCCGCUGAACGGAGCCCGCAUCGCCGCCGCCAUCCUCAACACGCCGGAGCUGCGCCAGGAGUGGCUGGUGGAGGUGAAGGGCAUGGCUGACCGCAUCAUCAGCAUGAGGACUCAGCUGGUGUCCAACCUGAAGAAGGAAGGUUCUUCCCACAACUGGCAGCACAUCACUGACCAGAUUGGCAUGUUCUGCUUCACAGGGCUGAAGCCUGACCAGGUGGACCGGCUGACCAAGGAGUUCUCCAUCUACAUGACGAAGGACGGGCGCAUCUCGGUGGCGGGGGUGACGUCGGGCAACGUCGGCUACCUGGCUCAUGCCAUCCAUCAAGUCACGAAGUAAAGGCACAGGUGGUGCCCUGGAGCUGGUGGCUUCCCCUGCCCUGCCCCACUGGCUGCAGCUGGGGAAGGAAAGGAGACAAACAGAACCCUUUGAGCCACGGCACCUGACGCUGCUGCUGAAUGUAUCCUGUAGAUGAGUUGUUGUAGAAGCCCUGUCCAGGCCACCCAGCCUUGUGGAGCAGGGACAUCCUUGCUGGCUCCUGCUCCUCACAGCCUUCUCCCUCUUGUCCAGCCCUUGUCUGUCAGCCCCAGCACCCAUCUUGCACUGGAGGAAGCAGACCCAGCCCUGCCACCCUUCCAGCAUGGGCACCAAAGGCUUCCCCACGCUGCUCCCUCCAGGAGGAGGCUUCGUGAGGCUGCUGCUGGCUGCCAGCCCAAAAGAGUGGGGAGCUGGCUGGGGAGGGCUGCUCACAACGGGUCCCUGCCUCCUCCUCGCUCAGUCCCUGCUGCCAGCAGGCUCCAGCCUCCUCCAGCCUCCCAGCCUGGCAGUGGGCAGUGCCAAAGCUGCCCUCCAACAGCCGGCUCAGAGGACUUCUCACUGCUAAAGUCUGCUCCAUCGCCGGCUUUGCUCUCUCCAUCUGGGCAGCUCCUUUCAGGUGGAAUUCAGGUGGGGGAGGGGUGGGGUGGCCAUGGCUUCCACCUCUAACCCUGCCUGGUUCUCCUGCUCCUCUCC
Molecule: messenger RNA, 2017 nt
Organism: Dryobates pubescens (Downy woodpecker)
Lineage: Eukaryota; Metazoa; Chordata; Aves; Piciformes; Picidae
Gene: GOT2
Product: glutamic-oxaloacetic transaminase 2
Exons: 10
Coding region: 71-1345 (424 amino acids)
Biological process (GO): biosynthetic process; L-aspartate catabolic process
Cellular component (GO): mitochondrion
Molecular function (GO): pyridoxal phosphate binding; L-aspartate:2-oxoglutarate transaminase activity
Source: RefSeq, a predicted model, not a curated record